AUGCUUACUCAACUAAACCACGAUGUCCCUUUUAGUCUUAGUGCUGACAGACACUUACAAAAGAUGACUAGAAGAAACUACCGCCAAGGGGAAAUGCUAUCGUCAAUUGAGUCGCUAUACCCCAAGGCUUUCACUGACCGCUUGCCAAGAAACGACUCGGUCGUAAGGAAAGCCAGGGUUGCAUUGCUCAAGGCGGCAGGCAGUAACUUUCUCUACCUGCAAUUGCUGUUCCUUGGUCUUUUUUGCUAUAUACUGGGCUCCCUAUACCAGCAGACGAGCCAUACGCAUAAUCUUCGAAUCGUCUUUGUUGACUACGAUGGGGGUGCAAUCGGUCAGGCUGUGCGGGGUGCAUACUCAUCUCUUCGCGGAAAAGACUAUCCCUCUUUGACUGAAAGCCCAACCUCCGACUUCCCAACCAAAAAAGACCUACUAGAAGCGGUCUGCAAGACAAGGUACUGGGGAGCCGUCUUUGUCAGCAAGGGAGCUUCAAACCGGCUCCAAGAGGCAUUGGACGGGAAUGGCACAACCUUGGGGUACAACAAGUCGGAUGUAAUGGGGUAUAUAUGGAAUGAGGCUGUAUAUGCACCCAUUGUAGACUCCGCGAUCUCGACAAAUCUUCAGCUUCUAUCCGAAGUCGCCAGGGUGCAAUAUAGUACUGGGAAUGGAACAGGUAAUAUUCACUCUGUCUCCGGCAAGACCGCCCUGGCUGUCCUGGCUGAACCAUGGAAGCUCCAAUCUAUAAACAUUCAGCCAACAUCUCAAGGAUCAAGAGCAAUCUACAACACCGUGGUCAUCAUCAUGAUCAUGAUUGAAGAAUUCUGCUAUAUUGGUACGAUCAACGGCCUCUACGCACACUUCAAACUGUAUACCCGCGUCAAGGCGCGCCGCAUUAUCUUGGUCAGGCUUAUUCUUUCCCUCAUUUAUACGUUCGUUGGGUCACUCUGCGUUGUGGGUGCUAUCUGGGCUUUUAAAGCGGGCUGGGAUGUAAACGGCAAUCAGUUCGUCUUAUCCUGGGCUACCAUAUGGCUCUUUGCCCAUGUCAACUUUCUCACGCUUGACGUCUUUACCAUUUGGCUACCGCCUCCUUUUGUCCCCAUGGCCCUCGUCUCCUGGAUCAUAUUAAACGUCACCUCCUUGUUACUGCCAUUUGAGCUCAACCCGGCAUUCUACAGAGUUGGCUAUAUCUUCCCGGCUCAUGAAGUUUAUCAAGUGCUUACCCACAUCUGGUCGAGGGGCUGUAAUCCGCAGCUACGAUACGCCUUACCAGUUUUAUUUGGAUGGGAGAUAACCACUUUGUUGUUGAGUGCUCUCGGAGUCUACCGUAGAAGCCACUUUGCUAUGCUUGGAGAAGAGCAGCAGGAAAAGGAUUUUAAGGAGAGGCUUGAUGCCGCUGUGGCGUUUGAGAUGGCAAAGAUAAAGCAGGCAACAGAGAGGCAUGAAGAACUCCCCAAAGAAAAGACAGUAUCGGCACGGCAGGAGAUGCAUUCUGAUGCACAUGACUCCCAAGGGGUAGGUGAGGAGGAAACAGUUCGAGAGGAGCUCGCUGAGGUUCUAGAGUCGGUCGAAACAAGACAAAAACGUGAAAGGGAGACGGAAAAUCUGAGCAAUGUUUGCAGCUUUGGACCAACAUUCGAAUUGCCGUUUAAAUAUGAGAGUGGAAUUGAAGGGGUGAGACGUAAAGUUAGCUCCGCAGGUUACAUUAAUGGAACAAACCAGCCAGUAAGAAGCGUUAUGACUCACUUAUGA
Messenger RNA from Fusarium oxysporum Fo47, 1746 nucleotides. Its product is annotated as SNG1 family protein. The record is from RefSeq and is a predicted model, not a curated record. Bases 1 to 1746 code for a protein of 581 amino acids. The transcript is spliced from 3 exons. Lineage: Eukaryota; Fungi; Ascomycota; Sordariomycetes; Hypocreales; Nectriaceae. Gene Ontology annotation, cellular component: membrane.